AUUAGUCGCGCCCUCUAUACCGGUAUCCACCUAGCUAUUGACAAGAAGAUGAAGAUGUUCUCGAUUGCAUUAUUGUUCCUUGUAGCUGAAGGAGUUGUUUCUCUGGAAUGUCCUGCUCAAAAAGAUGCUGAAGUCCUGAUACUUGGAGCUGGUAUGGCAGGCAUCACUGCUGCGAGAACACUGCACGACAGUGGGAUAACUAAUAUCAAAAUACUGGAAGCAAACAGCAAGAGAAUUGGAGGAAGAAUGAGAAAUGUAAGUUUUAUGGGAGUCCAGGUAGAAACUGGUGCCUACUGGAUACACGAGAUGCCUGAAAAUCCACAGACAAUCGGUGGGCCUGGGGUUAACCCAAUCUGGACUCUGGCUCGUGAUCCAAGCAAGUGCUUUGCAGAAGUCCUUAAAGGAAAUUAUACUGGUGAGUCUGAAUAUAUGGAUACUAACAGUACUGGGAAUUACAAUGUCGUCAAUGCUGAACCAGUCAUUGAGGAAUACAACGAAAUAUUUUUCGAUAAAAUAUUCGAAAACGAUUCAGAUAUCUCAGUUAGGGAUGCAUUAAGAUAUGAAGGGUGGAAUCCUGAUACUCUAUUAAAGCAACUUGUCGAAUGGGAUAAAUUUGACUAUUCUUAUGCAACAACAACUGAUCGAUCAUCUCUUCCUUUAUUGAUUGCCGAAUAUGACCAAUAUAAGUUUGAGGGUGAGUCUGAUUUCAGGGUUACUGAUCAGCGUGGGUAUGUUUCGAUUGUUCAUUGUAUUGCUGAGCCUUUUUCAAAUAAAAUAGAAUUAGGAGCAGUGGUUACAAGCAUUGAUUGGAAUGAUGAGUGUUUCUGUGCUGAUGUUGCUGGGCAGGGAAGGGUCUGUGGUGAUUAUGGCAUUACAACAUUUUCUAUUGGAGUAUUGCAGAACUUUCUUGAAAAUGGUCGAUUUAAUGGAACUCUCAGUAGCAGAAAAAUUGCUGCAAUAGAAAAUUCAAGAAUGGGUCUGUAUUUUCCAAUACUUGUUAGUUUUCCGAGCUCAUUCUGGAAUACAGAAACUGACUAUAUACUUCGUACUGACACCCGAUAUGGCUAUUAUCAUGCAUUGGAGCCUAUUGGUAGAGGUCUACCAGGUUCACCUGCAAUGUGUACAGUUCCUUUAACUGGUGAUGAAGCUAAAAGAGUAUCAAGUCUCACUAAGAAUGAAAUCUACAAUGAAAUCAUGGAUGUGAUGCAUCUUUGGUAUGGUAGUAACAUUCCCAAUGCUACUGACAUUGAAUAUUACGACUGGUAUAAUGAUGAGUUUUAUCGUGGCAUGUUUUCCAACAUUCCACUAAAUCUAACUCUUGAAGAAAAAGAAAACCUUGCUGUACCAGAGGGAAGAUUAUACUUCAGUGGUGAAGGUGUCAUUGUCUAUUCUACUGGAACUGUUCAUGCUGCGUACUGUAGUGGCAUUGAUUCUGCCACUGAUAUACUAGAAAAGAAAGGCCUUAGUGAGAGGAGUACCUUUCUACCCAAAUGUGAAGAUGGAACUACAAUGCCACCAUCUCAAACACCAAGUCCUACUCCAACAACUACAGCGCCUCCUUCCUCUGCUUAUUCUGUGGGCAGCACUUCUCUAAUUAGCCUCAUCAUAGCACUCUUUGUUGCUAGUCUUUUUGCUGCAUUUCACUAAACACAAUAUAUAGUCUAACUUUUGAUGCUGUUUCUUGUUAGGCCAUUUUUACACUACAGUAUUUUAAUUUUGUUUCUAGAUAGAUUUUUGUUAGUUGCUUUUCUUUCCCUAAUUAUAAAUUAGAUGAAUGCUUUAAAA
Messenger RNA from Amphimedon queenslandica, 1785 nucleotides. Its product is annotated as polyamine oxidase-like. The transcript has a single exon. The record is from RefSeq and is a predicted model, not a curated record. Lineage: Eukaryota; Metazoa; Porifera; Demospongiae; Haplosclerida; Niphatidae. Gene Ontology annotation, biological process: polyamine catabolic process. The coding region runs from base 49 to 1647 and encodes 532 amino acids. Gene Ontology annotation, molecular function: oxidoreductase activity.